Messenger RNA from Cydia splendana, 5207 nucleotides. RefSeq names its product dynamin (gene shi). The record is from RefSeq and is a predicted model, not a curated record. NCBI's taxonomy places the organism in Eukaryota, Metazoa, Arthropoda, Insecta, Lepidoptera, Tortricidae. Gene Ontology annotation, molecular function: GTP binding; microtubule binding; GTPase activity. The transcript has 17 exons. The coding region runs from base 120 to 2849 and encodes 909 amino acids. Gene Ontology annotation, cellular component: plasma membrane; cytoplasm; microtubule. Gene Ontology annotation, biological process: receptor-mediated endocytosis.
UCUGCUCUCAUACGCUUGCGCAUUAGAAGCCUGGUACUAUAUUGAUGAACGAAAAAUCAGUAAGCGAAGAUCUGCGGAGAAGCUCAUAAAACUAGGAGUGUUUGGUAAAACCGGCAGCCAUGUCGGGGAAUAUGGGAAUGGAGCAGUUGAUCCCCAUCGUCAAUAAGCUACAAGAUGCCUUCACUCAGCUUGGUGUGCAUAUGCAACUUGAUCUACCACAAAUUGCGGUUGUGGGAGGACAGUCUGCUGGAAAGAGUUCAGUUUUGGAAAACUUCGUCGGAAGGGAUUUUCUGCCCCGUGGCUCCGGUAUUGUAACUCGUCGUCCUUUGAUUCUACAGCUCAUACAUGGAAACGCAGAAUAUGCGGAGUUCCUCCACUGCAAGGGCAAGAAGUUCGUGGACUUCAAUGAGGUGCGAGGGGAGAUCGAGGCGGAGACGGACCGCAUCACGGGCUCCAACAAGGGCAUCUCGCCCGUGCCCAUCAACCUUCGCGUCUACUCGCCCAACGUACUUAAUCUGACGCUGAUCGACUUGCCCGGGCUAACGAAGGUGCCCAUUGGGGACCAGCCGAUCGACAUCGAAGCCCAGAUCAAGGGGAUGAUCUUCCAGUUCAUCCGGCGGGAGUCCUGCCUGAUCCUCGCCGUCACCCCGGCCAACACCGAUCUGGCUAACAGCGAUGCUCUCAAACUUGCCAAAGAAGUUGACCCACAAGGUCUGCGCACGAUCGGUGUGAUCACGAAGCUGGAUCUGAUGGACGAAGGGACCGACGCUCGCGAUGUGCUGGAGAACAAGCUGCUGCCGCUGCGCCGCGGGUACAUCGGCGUCGUUAACCGCUCGCAGAAGGACAUCGAUGGCCGCAAGGAUAUUGCUGCCGCGCUCGCUGCUGAGAGGAAAUUCUUCCUCAGCCACCCCUCGUACCGGCACCUCGCGGACCGGCUCGGGACCCCGUACCUGCAGCGCGUGCUGAACCAGCAGCUGACCAACCACAUCCGCGACACGCUGCCCGGCCUGCGCGACAAGCUGCAGAAGCAGCUGCUCACGCUGGAGAAGGAUGUCGACCAGUACAAGCACUUCCGGCCCGACGACCCCUCCAUCAAGACCAAGGCCAUGCUGCAGAUGAUACAACAACUCCAAACCGACUUCGAGCGUACUAUUGAGGGUUCCGGCUCUGCACAAAUCAACACCAAUGAGCUGUCGGGCGGUGCCAAGAUCAACCGGCUCUUCCACGAGCGGUUCCCCUUCGAGAUCGUCAAGAUGGAGUUCGACGAGAAGGAGCUGCGGCGCGAGAUCGCCUUCGCUAUCCGGAAUAUCCACGGUAUCAGGGUGGGGUUGUUCACGCCCGACAUGGCGUUCGAGGCCAUCGUGAAGAAGCAGAUCGGGCGGCUGAAGGAGCCGUGCCUCAAGUGCGUGGAUCUCGUCGUGCAGGAGCUCUCCAACGUCGUCCGCAUCUGCACUGAGAGGAUGUCGCGCUACCCGCGCCUGCGCGAGGAGACGGAGCGCAUCAUCAUGUCGCACGUGCGCUCGCGCGAGAACCAGUGCAAGGACCAGCUCGUGCUGCUCAUCGACUGCGAGCUCGCCUACAUGAACACCAACCACGAGGACUUCAUCGGAUUCGCCAAGUCUCACGCUAGAUCUGGUCUGAACACAGAAAACGUCUCCUCUAGUGCUCAGAACCAAUCGGAAAACUCGGCCAAGUCGGGGCACCGCGCGCUCGGUAACCAGGUUAUCAGGAAAGGUUACAUGUGCAUACACAACCUGGGCAUCAUGAAAGGAGGUUCCCGCGAUUACUGGUUCGUUCUCACGUCGGAGAGCAUCUCGUGGUACAAGGAUGAGGAGGAGCGCGAGAAGAAGUACAUGCUGCCGCUCGACGGGCUCAAGCUGCGCGACUUGGAGCAGGGCUUCAUGUCGCGCCGCCACAUGUUCGCGCUCUUCAACCCCGAGGGCAGGAAUGUCUACAAGGAUUACAAGCAGCUCGAGUUGUCAUGCGAGACCCAAGACGAUGUGGACUCGUGGAAGGCGUCCUUCCUGCGCGCCGGCGUCUACCCCGAAAAGACAUCAGAGGCAGCGAACGGCGACGAGAGCUCGGACACCGGCGGCUCCAGCAGCAUGGACCCGCAGCUCGAGCGGCAGGUGGAGACCAUCCGCAACCUGGUGGACUCGUACAUGCGCAUCGUGACCAAGACCACGCGCGACCUGGUGCCCAAGACGAUCAUGAUGAUGAUCAUCAACAACGCCAAAGAUUUCAUCAACGGGGAGCUGCUGGCGCAUUUGUACGCGUCCGGUGAUCAGUCGCAAAUGAUGGAAGAGUCACCCGAGGAAGCACUGAAACGUGAGGAGAUGCUCCGCAUGUACCACGCGUGCAAGGAGGCGCUGCACAUCAUCGGCGACGUGUCGAUGGCAACCGUGAGCACGCCCGUGCCGCCGCCCGUGAAGAACGACUGGCUCGAGAGCCGGCUCGACUCCAAUCCGCGCCUGUCGCCGCCCUCGCCCGGCGGCCCGAGACGCGCCGCGCCUGCUCAGCAAGGCUCGAUGGGACAACGUGGUGCUCCGCCUCCGCCCGGCGCAGGCACAGGCCGGCCGGCGCCCCCGCUGCCGUCGCGACCCGGCGGUGCGGCGCCGCCACCUCCUGGCGGCCGCCCACAACCCGGCGGAGGCCUGCCUGCUCCGCUCAUACCGACGCGGCCAGGUGCGGGCGGCGCGGCGGGCGCGAUGCAGGCGGCGGGCGCGGCGAACGCGGCCAUGAACCAUAUGCCGCCGCACAUGCGACAGCAGAUCAACCAGGCCGUGGGCCAGGCCGUCACCAACGCCGCUAUGAACGAGCUCAGCUCCGCCUUCGCCAGAUUCAAGUAAAGCGGGCCGCGAGCCGCGCUCACGGGCGCCCUGCCGGCGCCUCUGGGCGCGGCGACCGAGCCACACUAACCCGAACGCACAACUCGUACCAGCAAGCGUUGUCGUGUCACCACAUUGUACGACGUGACGUGCCGAUCCCGCUCCGACAUCGCCAACACUAUUUGUAUAGAUUUUGUCAGUCGGUUUUUUCAAAUAUAUCGAAAUAUUAAUUUCUAUACAAAUAUUUGAUACAGUAAUAACAUUAUCGUGUCUUACACGAGGUAGAUAAUUAAGCAUCGUUGCCGCAAAUUACCAAGGUGUCCACCCAUUUGUUACGCUUACUGGUGUUGUCCGAGAACGAGAUUUUGUGUAGUGUGUGCGCGACACUAACAGUUAAGCUUUUGUUGUUCGUGAAAAGUUGCUUCCGGACGUUACCCGAGUGUAGCCAAUGUAUUGUACAGUGCCUGACUAACAUGACUGUUGUGCACAUAUUAACAGUUAGAUCACUAGUGAUUCGUUAUCAAUGUUACCAUUUUAUGAUAACGUCGCUAAGAUUAUGCCUCCGCCCUGACCUACUAAACUCCAUUUAAAUGUAAUUCACAGUACGCCUAAGAAAACUUGCUCAAUCAGAAGUGACCAGACAAUGAGGUUUUCUGAAGAUCGCACAUGAUUUCAGUUAUUUAAGAAUUCGUUGUACCGGUAUACAUUCGUAAAAGCAAUAAGACCUUUUAAAAUUUAGUACUUAACGUGUAUGAAAUCGAACCAAAUUCGUGUUAAGUCUAUAAUUCUCAAUAUGGCAAUGGAUGAAUUCAGUAUUAAAUUUGAUGAAAUUAUUAUUGAAGAGUGCUAUUUAUGAUUAGCUGUACGGAUAUUGCACGAUACGGAUGGCGUAUGUAAUCUUUAUUAUUAUAAAUAUUAUUGAAUAUGUAAUUACCUUUAUUUAAUGUAAUUAAUUGUAAAUGUUUACAUUGAGUGGCUUAUGAUAAGUGUAUAAUGAAUUAUGUAGAUGAGCUGUACGAAGGGCCGUUUGCUGCGACUGCGCGCCCCGCGCGUCCCGACCGCGUGAGGUGCCCUCUGGGUCGCACCGGCGUAUAUCUAGUAUAUCGGUGUGUCGCCUGCGAUAUGUUCCGCGACAUCGAUUAUGCCCGGGGCCGCCCGUCCUCCGCAAGCCGCUCUGAGCCGCGCUAGGAGACUAUCGAGCAUAUCAUAUUGUUUUGUAUAUGUGCUAGGGUUGUAUGAACGCAUUAUAUUAAGACGAGAGUGUUUAUUUGUCGUUGGUGCACUCGACACUAUGUUCGCGUAGAGCUAGCUGCAUAGAUGCAGUUGUUGCAACUCGUUCUCACCUCAGUGUCUAGGUGUAUCGUAGCAUUGAACUUGACCAGACGAGUCUCACGUUACUCUUCCGUCUCUAGUAGUGACGCAACGUGUCUAUUUAUGCAUUUAAUAUACGACGUGUACCCCAGCUUGGUUUAUAAUAUCUAAUCACGUUCGAUUCACAAUAUUUGUAGUACUUAGUAAAAUCAGUGGCGCUUACCGUGACUCGAUGAAGAUUAUGAUCACACAUCGCAAAAAAAAAACAAGACCAGCGGGCAAGAACUGUCUUAUGCUUAUGACUAUAUUCCGUACACUGGUACGGAAUAUAGUCAUAAGCAUAACAAUCUUACGAGUAUUCGUUACAAGUAUGUGGUGUUUGUACAUAAUUGUAUAAUAUAUGUCAUACUCAUAUACACUCGUGAAAUGCCAGGUACUUGUAACAAGUACUCAUAAGAUUUUUGUACCUCGUACUCAUUGACGAACCCAAAACACAGCUUAUUGUUGCGAUGUAUGGUUGCGAUAUGUACCCGCGAUGGCACCUGCCGAUAACAUGUAUCUUCUAUUAUUGCUGAUAGCAAUAUAUUUGGUCAAUUAUUAGAAUGUUUUACCACGGUGAUACAAUAUUAAUUCGUUAUUAAAUGUAACAUUUAAAAGUUUAUGGGCAUUUGAAUGAUAUUCAUAAUGUGAGCGAGCUUUUGUUCGUUCGCUUGCGUCCACGUUCAGUGAUUAAGAGCCCAGUGUAAGUUUGGCGAGGCGAGACCGAUGUGUGUCGGUGCGCGCCUCCACGGCGUCCGCGAGGUGGCGCAGCUGCGGCUGCCAGAACCGAGUUCCUACAUCACAAGUAUUUAGCGCUGUAGCCAUGCCAUUGCUCUAUGAUAUUAAAUAGACGAAUAUGAUACAAUAGUUGUAAUAAAUCAUCUAACGUUUUGCUCUCUCUCUCUAUUGUUAAUAGCGUUAGCGUACCAUCGAAUAAAGGUAUAGGCAGUGAUUGUUGGAUUUGAUAUAGUUUAUGAAUAUUGUUAAUCUUAUGCUGUAUAAAUAGAGUAAUUAAACGCUAUAUGUGUA